Messenger RNA from Sinocyclocheilus rhinocerous, 1360 nucleotides. Its product is annotated as SEC14-like protein 1. Gene Ontology annotation, molecular function: RIG-I binding. Bases 137 to 1360 code for a protein of 407 amino acids. The transcript is spliced from 12 exons. The record is from RefSeq and is a predicted model, not a curated record. Gene Ontology annotation, cellular component: cytoplasm; cytosol. Lineage: Eukaryota; Metazoa; Chordata; Actinopteri; Cypriniformes; Cyprinidae. Gene Ontology annotation, biological process: negative regulation of RIG-I signaling pathway.
UUAACAAAGUUGGCAUGUAACCUGUUGUCCAAUGUAGGUUCACCCAGAAAAUGAAGAAUGGACAUGUUUUGAACAAUCUGCCAGUCUGGACAUCAAAUCUUUCUUUGGUUUUGAGAGCACAGUGGAGAAGAUCGCCAUGAAACAGUAUGCCAGCAGCAUCAAAAAGGGUAAGGAGAUUAUUGAAUACUACCUGAGGGAGCUUGAGGAAGAAGGUAUAACUUGCGUACCUCGGUGGAGCCCUUGCCCACCAUCACCCACAAAGCCCAUGGUGCCAGUUGUUAUCCCUGCAUUGCCUAUCACUCCCACAAUCACCAUUGAAGCCCCUCCUGAGAGCAUGAAUGAGAUUCAAGUGUGUAAAGAGGGCAGCAGUCCUCUGGGCAGCCUGAACGAUGCCCUUGUAGCCAGUCCAGACGAUAAACUGGAUGCAGACUACAUCAAACGUUAUCUGGGUGACCUCACACCCCUUCAGGAGAGCUGUCUGAUUCGCCUGCGCAGCUGGUUGCAGGAGACACACAAGGGCAAGAUCCCAAAAGAUGAGCAUAUUCUAAGGUUCCUGCGUGCACGGGACUUCAACAUAGAUAAGGCACGAGAGAUCCUUUGUCAGAGUCUGACCUGGAGGAAGCAGCAUCAGGUGGACUACCUUCUGGACACCUGGAGCUCUCCUCAUGUGUUGCACGAUUACUACACCGGAGGCUGGCACCACCACGACAAGGAUGGCAGGCCUCUGUAUAUUCUACGCCUAGGACAUAUGGACACUAAAGGACUGGUUCGAGCACUUGGAGAAGAAUCCCUGCUCAGACAUGUGCUGUCAAUCAAUGAAGAGGGUCUGAGACGCUGUGAGGAGAACACCAAAGUCUUUGGUCGGCCAAUUAGUUGUUGGACAUGUCUUGUCGAUCUUGAGGGGCUCAAUAUGAGGCAUCUGUGGCGUCCUGGAGUCAAAGCUUUGCUGAGGAUUAUUGAGGUGGUGGAGGCCAAUUACCCAGAGACCCUGGGCCGUCUACUCAUCCUCAGAGCUCCCAGAGUCUUUCCUGUCCUGUGGACUCUGGUGAGCCCUUUCAUUGAUGAGAAUACACGAAAGAAGUUCCUGAUCUAUGCAGGAAAUGACUACCAGGGCCCUGGCGGUCUUGUGGACUACAUUGAUGAAGAAAUCAUCCCUGACUUCCUUGGAGGAGAGUGUAUGUGUGAAGUGCCAGAGGGCGGCCUGGUUCCCAAGUCUCUGUACAGAACUGCAGAAGAACUGGAGAAUGAUGAGAUCAGACUUUGGACGGAGACUAUUUACCAAAGUGCCAGCAUCUUCAAAGGAGCACCACAUGAGCCACUGAUUCAUGCAAAGAGCAAUAAAGAGUUUGAGAAACAAUAA